Molecule: messenger RNA, 1807 nt
Organism: Fusarium redolens
Lineage: Eukaryota; Fungi; Ascomycota; Sordariomycetes; Hypocreales; Nectriaceae
Product: major facilitator superfamily domain-containing protein
Exons: 3
Coding region: 30-1736 (568 amino acids)
Biological process (GO): transmembrane transport
Cellular component (GO): membrane
Molecular function (GO): transmembrane transporter activity
Source: RefSeq, a predicted model, not a curated record
AUUCAUUUUGACGUAUACAAUCAUUAAUUAUGUCUGAUAUAUCCUCAUGCGAGUUUAGAGAAAGAAAUGGCGAUAAGCGGGAGAAUAGCAAAGUGUCCAUGAAGAGUGUGCUGUUACUGUUGUCGAUCAACCUGGUGUACUUCGUUCAAGUCGCCAAUGUCGUUGGGUCUGGUGCCUUGACCAGAGACAUCGCCGCUGUUGUCGGCGGCUCCAGCGAUUCGGUCUGGUACAGUGAAGUCAUCGCAAUAUUGACAGCUCUUCUCGGCAUUCCCGCUAGCCAAGCCGCCGAUCUCUGGGGUCGCAAGACCAUACUCGUUUUCUUAACGAUGCUUGGCUUUAUCGGAUCUCUCAUUAUCGCCAAAGCUUCAUCUUCCGGCACUGUCAUCGCUGGAUUUGCCGUCUCAGGGAUCUCAUUCGGUGCGCAGCCGCUUCUCCACGCCAUUUCCUCCGAGGUUGUCGCUCGCAAAUAUCGUCCUUGGGCACAGGGUAGUAUCAAUGUUGCUGCUUCUCUGGGAGCCAUUGUUGGUCUUCUGAUCGGCGGUGUGUUGACUAGACACGAGCAACAUGGUGGUUUCCGGGCCUACUGGUACAUGGUCGCUGGUAUAUAUGCAGUUGCGGCCAUUGCAUGCCAAUUUCUUUACAACCCGCCCCCCAGAGCUUUGGAAAUCGUUUUCACAGUAUCAGAGAAACUGCGUAACCUAGACUGGAUCGGGUACGGCUUCUUAACGCCUGCCCUUGUACUUUUCUGCAUGUCUCUCGCCUGGAGCGGGAACCCAUAUUCAUGGACUAAUGCCCAUGUACUGGUCACAUUUGUCAUUGGCGUACUUUCGGGAGUAGCCCUAAUCAUCUAUGAGGCAUGGAUCAAAAAGAACGGCAUGUUUCAUCAUCGUCUCUUCCGCGAUCGGAACUUUGCACUCGCUUUGGGUUGCAUCUUUGCCGAGGGCAUGGCAUUCCAUUGCGGCAACAACUAUUUCGCCUUCGAAGUCAGUGCUCUCUUCGGAACCGACAGUCUUGUAAUCGGAGCUCAGUACAGCAUGGCGUUUGUAGCUUUGGGAAUUUCUGCGAUUGUUAGUGGCAUAUGGUGCUCUAUGCGCAAGGCCUUGCGUUUCCCGGUCAUUCUAGCCUUCGGCUUCAAGAUUCUUUUCAUGAUCCUCAUGGCUACUGUGUCCAAAUCCGCACCUCAGGCCCUUAUUUGGAUAUAUCCGAUAUUCCUGGGUCUUGGAUUGGGUGUUUGCAUGCCAGCAUUGAUUACAGUAGCUCAUUUUGCAACGCCUCGAGAGUUGAUCGCCAUUACUUCUGGUCUUAUGAUUUCCAUCAGAAGCUUGGGCGGAUCUAUUGGAUUGGCUGUCUUCAACGCCAUAUUCUCUCAUGGCCUCUCAGCCAACAUGGGGCACAAGAUAGCUCACGCCGUCUUGCCACUCGGUUUCCCCGAAAAGGAGUUGCCUCAACUCAUACCCGCUCUUGCCCAUAAUGAUACAGUGGCGCUAAAGAAUAUUCAUGGCAUUUCUCCAGAGAUAAUCCAUGCUGGAGUUGAUGGUCUUCUGGAAGCUUACCGUGUAAGCUUUCGCGGUGUCUGGUUGACCACCGCGAGUCUAUGUGUCGUUGCUAGCAUCGCCGGUUUCUUUCUCCGCGACCCCACUGAGAAGUUCACUUCCCAGAUCGACGCGCCCAUCACGCCGGAUACAGAGGUUGUGGAGAUCGAGAAGUGGACGAAGGAUCCAGACGACUCUGCUUAGGCGGCUAUACAUUCUGUGAGAUGGACAUUCCAGAGUUUUAAAUUUUAGUACCAUAAUGCAAGACAUUAAUU